Linum tenue is the source of this 264-nucleotide messenger RNA. The record is from the annotation of a GenBank genome assembly. Lineage: Eukaryota; Viridiplantae; Streptophyta; Magnoliopsida; Malpighiales; Linaceae.
AAAUUUAAAGUGAAGAAUGCAGGAAGCUCAUCCGGUGUUGAUAUUGAUGUGUUGAAGGGUGCUGUGUUGCGAUAUGCAAGGGAUUCGACUAACUUGAAGGAAAUCCUUUUCAGUCGCGUUGAUGGAUUCGAUUGCUUGUAUAGAAAGGACACAGAGACUUUGGCACAUGGGAAAUGUGUGAGUGUGGAUGUUAUUGACUGCUAUGCUGCCUAUCUGAAUCGGGAGCAAGUGAGAAGAGGGCAACUGAAAAGAUGGGUGUUCUAU